GAUGAGGUUCUGUGAUUUCGUUAUGCACGUACUAAAUUGGCAUGCUCACAACUUCUUUCUGUAGAGGUUUUAUUUUAGUCUCGUGUGUGUCGCUCUGCUCAAUAAAGCCUUAGUUGUUCGAAAUAUACGCUGUAUAGACAACUGGUCAUUUUUACCCAAGCAAUCAUUGGUUGUCUCAUAAUGACCAUUCGCACUUAUGCUCUCUACGGCUGUAGCAAGCGCCUGCUUGCUUGGCUGAUAAUUAUCCUCGUUGCUCUUGCAGGAGCAGCUUCGGUGGGGACAUUUGGACGGUUUUCAGGCAAUACGGUCAUCCUGCCAGGGGUUGGUUGCUACGAAACAUAUACAGCAGAGACGUCUAUCCGUCUCGGGCUGGCAUGGGUGGCCCUAUUUGUCUUCGAUUUACUCAUUUUCACCCUCACAGUGUACAGGAUUUGCAAAACUAGAGGUUUGCUACGACUAUCCCUGGUCACCAGGAGAAAUGUUAUCGAUACCAUAUUUCACGAUGGUGCGAUGUAUUUCGGAGCGAUGGCAUUGUCCAAUAUACCGAACAUCCUGACGUACUACGUCAAUUCAGUGAGCAUGGACUCGCGUUCUGUAUUAGUUUGACUAUUUCCUGAUGAGUGGCAAGGGUAUGAUGAGUGGCACCCUCGGCGCAUUUACUAGUUGCAGCAUGUCCGUUACUCUCAUCUCCCGGCU
Molecule: messenger RNA, 696 nt
Organism: Suillus subaureus
Lineage: Eukaryota; Fungi; Basidiomycota; Agaricomycetes; Boletales; Suillaceae
Exons: 9
Coding region: 181-606 (141 amino acids)
Source: RefSeq, a predicted model, not a curated record